Molecule: messenger RNA, 1383 nt
Organism: Aureococcus anophagefferens
Lineage: Eukaryota; Pelagophyceae; Pelagomonadales; Pelagomonadaceae
Exons: 1
Coding region: 1-1383 (460 amino acids)
Cellular component (GO): membrane
Source: RefSeq, a predicted model, not a curated record
AUGCCGAGCCAAAUCGCCCCAAGGACGGCCCUCAUCCUGGCCUGCGCGGCGCCCGCCGCCGCCUUCGCGCCGGGGGGCGCCGCGCGCGCGCUUCCGCCGCUUCUGGCGACGGAGGACCCGAGCCGCACGGCCAGCUAUCUCAAAAAGCUGGCGCCGGCGCCGGAGACCGCGCUGCGCGCGGAGGUGCUGCGGAGGAAGCUCGAGGGCCGCCUAACCCUAAAGGAGGAGAACGACUACCUCGCGACGCUGGAGAGCACCGGCGCGCUCGCGCCGGCGCGGUCGACGCCGCGCGCGCCCUACGACGCCGAGUACCUCGACGAGCUGGACCGGUCCACCUGGGCGAGCACGCUCUUCCAGAAGGAGCUCGCGCGGCGCGGCGUCGGCGCCGCCGCGGGCGAGGUCGAGUACCUCGAGGGGCUCGACGCCGGCGGCGAACCGGAAGAAUCUUCCCCGCUCGCGUGGCGCGGCGCGAUGCUCUUCGUGACCGUCGCCUGGGCGACGAACUUCGCGUUGACGGCCUUCGCCUGCGAGGAUCUAGGCGCCGCGGCGGGCCUCGACGGGUCCACGGCCGCGCUCGUCUUCGUCGCGUUGCGCUUCUUCGUCGCGUCCGCGUCGACGGCGCCGUUCCUCGCGGACGCGUCGCCGGGCGUCUUGGCGAGCGGCGCGAAGAUCGGCGGAUUGUGCGCCUUCGGCUACUUCGCCCAGGCCGCGGCGUUGUCGCUGGGGUUCCCCGCCGCGAACGCCGCGUUCAUCUGCUCGCUGCAGGCGGUCGUCGUCGCGUUGCUCGCCAGGGGCGGCGUCGCGCGGCGCACGUGGCUCGGCGUCGCCCUCGCCGUGUCCGGCGUCGCGUGUUUGGAGCUCGGCGGGCCCGCGGUCACCGACGCCGCGAGCCCCGUCGCCUUCCUCUUGGCGCUCGGCCAGCCGGUGGGCUUCGGGCUGUCGUAUCUCGCGUUGGAGGACGCGGUCGAGGAGCACCCGGACGACGCGGUCGCGCUCAGCGCCAUCCAGUGCGUCGUCAUCUUCGGCGGCGCCGCCGCGGCCCUCGGCGCCGCGCUCGGCGCGCCCGACGCGGUCGCCGACGUGUCCUCGGCGUUGUCGACGAUGUCGCCGGCCGUCGCGGGGACUCUGGCCUGGUGCGGCCUCGUGUCGACGUCCUUCACGAUCUGGUUGCAAGCGGAAGCUUUUAAGCGCCUCCCGGUCAUCGACAGCUCGCUGAUCCUCACGUCCGAGCCGCUCUGGGCCGCGCUCGUCGCCGCGGGGCUCCUCGGCGACACGUUCACGCGCGGCGACGUCGCCGGCGGGCUCCUGAUCCUGGGCGCCUGCGCGGUCAACGACGGCCUCGUGCCCCUGCCGGACUUCCUCGACGAGCCGGAACUCGCCUGA